UCUAGUGUAAGAGAACCCCUACGAUAAUAAAGCGUAGAAAGCCAUACAACAUGUGUAAUUUUUCCUAUUGCCCCAUUGAAUAAACUGAGCGGCUGAUAAGCCACGCUACCUAUUUAACGCGGGAUGCGGGAUGUCACUUUCACUCGUUACCGCGGUGGUUUUAAAAGCUGGCGGUUCGAAUCGUCUCUCAAACAGUAUGUUUCCAGUGGUUUGCUGAAGAUGUUGUCUCGAGUAAAACCGGUAGCGAUUGUGAUUGUGUUGUUGGCUUUAACAAGUGACACCAAACAGGAAGAACCCCAACAGCAGCAACCCGGCACCGCGCGGAAGGGUCGAUUCCUUGGUUUACUAGGUCUACUCACCGGGCUUACUCUGGUUGAUUCCUUGGAUGAUAAUGAUGGACCAAUAAUCCGAGCGCCGCAGGGAAUAGUGAAAAUUAACAUCGGACGACCGCUGGCGGAGUCAUUUUAUAACUACAUGUACAAUCCUUAUUUUUACGGGAAUGUACCGACAGUUAACAUAAAAAUUCCUUUGGGAUUAGACGGCCAUGAUGGAGCGCAUUAUUUCGGAGGAGCUGCUGGUGGUGGUGUUGGCCCAAUCGUUGGUGGUGUUGGGCCAAUCGCACAACAUGACAUUCACGUGCCAAUCGUAUCGGAAGCAUCAGAAGCUACCUCAGAUACCGUCCAAGGUAUAAUAAACUCGAAAAAACCUAGGAGAGCAGAAAAAAUCAUACGUUCCAAAUUUCCCUACACUCGGAUAAUCCGCAGUACAGUAAGAAGUGAUGUUACUGACGACGACGAUGAGGAGCAAGCAGUUGUUGAAGCUGUGGAUCGCUUCGAAGACACCAUUGGUUCAACGCCAUCUGAAUCACGGGACCCCCUCGAAGAGCAAACAGUAACAACCGAACAGUCACUCAGUUUAGAUGGUACGGCGAUUCCUCUCAUCGAGGAUAACACUCUCGUCGGGCAGGCGUCCGAGAUUCCGUCAUUUCCGAUAGCGCAGUCUUACUAUACACACGCCGACAGUCUGCAGGAUCCGUCGCUCAUAAGUCUGACGACAUCAGAGCCAGAAGACAGAUUCAUUCCAAGCCGGCCAGACACUCUAAACGACAGCUGCAAUCAUGCGGGUUACUUCGCCGAUGAGUUUCGGCCUGUUGUGAAUGUUUAGCUCGUGUUGUUGAUAAGGUCUGCUCAUGAAUAAAUUAUUUUUUGUGAUGAAAUGCGGCUCUAUAAAUGAUGUUUUCGUAUUUGGUUAACCCAUAUAUAAGGAUGUCAAUAACUGAGUUGUCAUUUGGGCGAAGUUUGAGCUUAAAAUUAGACUUACACUGGAGUCGCUUUUUACGCGGUUGGUUGUACCGAAUUUAAAAUAUUAGAUUCGAUAUAUUUAUACUGCACUUAUUUGAUACCGUUUACAAAUAAUCUUCCGAAUCGAGUAAAACAAAUCGGCGUUAUUGUAAAAAUAUCCCGUUCAAAACAACGCAUAAAAACAACCCGCGUAAAAAGCGACCCCAGGGCAUUAAUUAAGAAAACUGUAAGUGCAUAAAAUAUAAAAUCAUUGUCCAAUUUCAUAACCCUCUAACUUUGCUAUAGAACAUUUCAAUCACUUCUUUCAGACAAACUUCAGUUAUAGAUAUUAGUUGACAUAGCGUGUACCGUAGUUUCUCUUACUUUGAACAUUCUGAAAAAUAGGUUUGAUAACAUAAGUUGUGGUAAUGUGAGGAGUAUUAUAAAAAAAAUCAAAACAAAAAAUAUUAUUGAAAAUGAUGAUGAAAUAAAAAGCUCGAAUUCAGUUAAAACCUAAAAAUGGUUGAUUUUAAGUUCACAUUAGUUACGUUCCUAAAUAAGGCUGCGAUGAGAAAUUUUUAGAAUGAUACAAUGAAAAUAAUUUCAAUAAUGAAGAAUAAGGCAUUUAUUAGAA
Molecule: messenger RNA, 1914 nt
Organism: Wyeomyia smithii (pitcher-plant mosquito)
Lineage: Eukaryota; Metazoa; Arthropoda; Insecta; Diptera; Culicidae
Exons: 2
Coding region: 124-1164 (346 amino acids)
Source: RefSeq, a predicted model, not a curated record